Molecule: messenger RNA, 752 nt
Organism: Macaca mulatta (Rhesus monkey)
Lineage: Eukaryota; Metazoa; Chordata; Mammalia; Primates; Cercopithecidae
Source: RefSeq, a predicted model, not a curated record
GGCUCGGGUAGAGGGACCCCGCUGGGCGGAGGGAGACAGGGAGAGACUUCGUUGGGCAGAUGGGACACCGUGUGCGGGGCUGUCCUGGUCGUAGGGGCUGCCUGCCCUCGGGAGACGCACGCGUGAAUGCGGAGCCGGCUGAGCGAAUGGGCGCCGGCGCGGGCGGUCCAGGCGGAGGAAGCAGCCUGCGCGGCGUUUGUGGACGCUGCUGGAGCGAGGCGGAGGGUGGCGGCGGAACUGAGGCCCAGGAAAUGAAAGGAGUGACUUGCAUGAAGUCCCACAUGGAUUAAGAAUCUGGAGCUGAGGCAGGUGUCAGGUGGGCAGAAGGCAAAGUCCUCUGAGACUUGGGCAAAGAGAGUGAUGGAGAGCCACGAGCGACGGCCCUUGGUCCUGCGUGAGGAGAUGGGGGGAUGCUGCUCCUCCCUGAGUGCCAGUGGGGGUGUGCACAUUGAGCCCCGGUAUAGACAGUUCCCCCAGCUGACCAGAUCCCAGGUGUUCCAGGGCGAGUUAUACAGUGGAUUCAUGUGGUUCUGGAUCCUCUGGCGCUUUUGGCAUGACUCAGAAGACGUGCUGGGUCACUUUCCGUAUCCUGAUCCUUCCCAGUGGACAGAUGAAGAACUAGGUAUCCCUCCUGAUAAUGAAGACUGAAGAUACAGACUCAGACUCGCUCUGUACAAGAGCCAGGUGAGAAUUUCGAGGAUUAUCGACUUCAUAUUUAAAGUUACAAAUUAAAGUGGCUUGGUCAAGAAUGA